Penicillium brevicompactum is the source of this 897-nucleotide messenger RNA. Its product is annotated as AN1-type zinc finger protein. The transcript is spliced from 2 exons. Gene Ontology annotation, cellular component: cytoplasm. NCBI's taxonomy places the organism in Eukaryota, Fungi, Ascomycota, Eurotiomycetes, Eurotiales, Aspergillaceae. The record is from RefSeq and is a predicted model, not a curated record. Gene Ontology annotation, molecular function: zinc ion binding. The coding region runs from base 1 to 897 and encodes 298 amino acids.
AUGCCUCCAAUAACAGUCUCCAAAGGCCGAAGCCCGUCCAACACCGACGACUCCUUCACCCAGAUGGCCGACAAAGACCUCGAAACCAUCGGCCGCCACUGCCAAUACGAAUACUGCGGCCAACUAGACUUCCUCCCCUUCCGCUUGUCCCCGCGAAGGCGAAUGGGCCCGCCGGCGCAACGGCACCCAAAACAACGAGAACCGUCCUCCCCCGAAAAACCCUCCAUCUACAACACAGACCAGUGUUUCCACACCCAGUGCAAAACCCUCAUCAACACCCUCAAAGACCCCGCCGUGCGCUGCCCUCAAUGCAACCACCAAUACUGCCUGAAACACCGCCUGCGCGAAGAACACGACUGCGCCAAGGUGACGCCGCUCGGGGCGCGCGCGGCAAACGCGGCGCCCGCGGAGACGAUCAAAUCCAUGUUCGCGCGCGUUCGCACUUGGGGCCGCGAUAAGCAGCAGGCGGCGGCUAGUGGGACGCUGUUGCCUGCGCUGCCGAAAAUGAAGCCUAAGCCUAAUAGUCCUGCUGCGCGAGCGGUGGCGGUGAAUGGAUUGAAGCGCUCUGCGAAGGGUGAUGCGUCAGUGCCGGCGGAUAAGAGGCUGUACCUCCAUACUGUGGGGACGGCGGAGACGCAGGUUGCGGAACCGCCGUCUGGGGACUUCUUUUUCGAUUUGCGGUGGAAGGUUGGUCGGGUGCUGGAUGAUGCGGCGAAGAAGUUGAGGGUGGAGAAUUUGAAUAAUCGGGUUGGUGGGGAGGAUGCGAAGCUGCGGAUCUUCCAUGUUGAGUCUGGGGAGUUUUUGGAGUUCUCGGAUUCUAUUGGUGCUGGGAAGGUGAAGCAGGGUGACACGAUUGUGUUGUUGCGUGGUGCUGGGGCUAUCCUUGGGAAUGCAUGA